AUUUCUCAUCAAAGUUACGGUGCAGAUGAUUUGUUUCAAAUCAAAAAACGUUAAUUAAUUAAAAUUGGUUGAAAAAAUUAAAAGGUUGGGAUGCUUUUCUUUGGUCUUAUAAUUAUACUAGUGUUAUGUCAAUGUGAAUCUAAUCAUUAUGACUUGGAACCACGUCAUCAUCACUAUUAUGCAUCACUACUUCAUAAAAGAGAUGUUCCCAAUCUUCAAGUAGAAGAUGGUUUACCUAGCUUUGCUGCACUGUUUGGAAAAAGUUCUCCUGAUGGUGGUACCUCUUAUGAAGUUUUUGGAUGCACCAUUAAAAAUACAAAAAAUGGUUGUCUUUGGACAUUAAUACCUGACAAAACAUGUCUCGAGAAGCUAUCACUUGGUAAAAUAUUUGAAAUGCUAUCAAGUAAAACUGAGAAGUUUAAAAGUUUGCAAAAUUUGACAAAAAGUAUUUUUUCUCCUGGUGCAUUUGUUGUCAAGCAAUUAAUUUUAGCGACAUGUGGUGAUUCAAAAGGUGAUGUGCAAUUUAGUUGUCAAUCUGUUCAAGCUUUUGAUGUUAUUAAAGAUAAAGUUAAGAUAGUUAGUGGUGAACUUAACUUGAAAUUUAAUUAUAUGGAGUUACAAAAUGAGUUUGCUUUUACUAAUAUUGAAUUUGACAUAAAAGGUAAAGUUGAAAUUGCUGGUCUCAUUGUAUCAGUUCAAGUACAAAAGGAUAAAAAAAGCUCUUCAUCAUCUAUAAAAAUAUUUGCAGAAGAAAUUAAAGUUACUGAUUUUUCAAAGUUCUUUUUAAAAACUAAACAGGAGGCAGUAUCUGAAGUAAUAGCUGGGAUUGAAGAUGGUAAUGGUGAAGUUAUUGUCAAUGAUGGAGGAAUGUUCUCUAAGAUAUUUAUUGAAAAACCAGUAAUUAAAAUUAUGAGAAGUGAAGAUGGAAGCUAUGAAAUUAUAAUAAAUGGUAAAGCUACUGGAAUAACUGGCCUAGGAGAUAUCAAUGCAUUGUUGGUUAUUCAGAAGCCAACAGAUGGUCCUGUUGGAGUUGGUAUUGUCGCUUCUCUCAAAAAUGUUCAGCCUUUAAAGGUUAUUUCUGCAAUUAUUGGCAAAGAUUUAAAUGACAUAGACAUUUUAAAAGAUCUCCUUUUAGAUAUAUCAAUUGAAUAUGCAAACAUAGAUAUAUUAAAGUUGAAAGAUACUGAAAUUAAAGAACUUUUAUCAGCUUCAAUUCCAAGCCAUUCUGCAACUCUUUCAGAAGGUACUAUUAUUAGUCUUAACAUUCCUAUAAACAAAAUUUUAAAGAACAUAGGUUCUACUGCUAAUCUAAACAAUAUACCUAAAGAGUUAUCAUUUCAAAUCAUUAUCAAGAGCGAGAAAAUUUCAUUUGUUUUUCCUCCAGACAUUUUUGAAGAUGGAAUGAAUAUUUUAGCUGCACUAGCACCAAAUGCUUUUGAUCUUCUAAAUAAAUAUUUAUUCAAGUCAAAAUUUAAGAUUCUUUUUAAAAAGUAUGAUGUAAACAUAAAAACAAAAGUAGUUGAAAUUUCUAUAUCAAUUCCUGAUGAGAUUACUCUUGGCAAUACUUUCAUAUCUGUUAAAAAUGCAGAAUUUGAACUUAAACUAGAUGAGAAUGCCAAGUUUCGCUUCUUACUUAAGGCUGAGCUACAACUUGCUGGCUCCUCAAUUAAAAUAGAAGUUGAGAAAAAAGAUGAAAAAUUUGAGUUAAAAGGCUCUGUUGCAUUGCUUACAUCUACUGAACUCAUUAAUGCUUUUGGUUCCAAAGAAUUAGAUGACAAUUUAAAAUCAAAAAUGUCCAAUUUUAAUUUUGGAAUAAAAGAUCUUCAAUUAACUGCUGAGUUUGGACAAGGAGUUUCGCAAGAAGUUAGAUUAGUUGGCGUUCCUAUUUUAUUUAACUGGGAAGGAAUGAAAUUUGAAGCGUACAUGCUAAGUAAACAGGUUCCACCUGAUCAGCUUUCAAAGUUUUCAGAAAAUACAAUUUCUCAGUUCAACAAUCAAAGCAAUAAAUAUGAAAUAAAUCCGUAUUUUUUUAAAAUAAAAAUAGCUAAAAGAAAUAAAAUAUCAUCAAAAGAAACAGAAUAUGAUGAAGAAACAGAUUAUGAUGACACAACAGAUGGAGUGGAAAGCUCAGUACAAAAAGGUUUUGAUAUUGACAGUGAACCAGUAACACAGAGUGUAUCAAGCCUAAAAAAAAAAUCAGAGGAUGCAAGCAAAAGAAUGAUGAGUGAAAAACAAAUGGGUUUGGCAAUUUUUAUGAAAGAUAUUAGAAUUGACAGUAUUUUUGAAAAUUUGUUUAACAAAACUAUCAUGGGUACUAAUUGGAUGGUCAACCUUAACAUCGCACUUGUUAUUUCUAGUACAGACAAAAAUUUAUUCACCAUACCAGAAGUUAAAAAUGCUGUUAAAACUGUAAAUAAAGGAAUAUAUUUUCGAGGAACGUUAACAAUACCCCAAGAUUGUAUGAAGAAUGAAUUGUGCGAGUUCGCAAAGAAGCGAAUGUCUCCUAAUGCUGUAUUGUUUGUUACUGCUGGUUUUCAAGAUAGUACUUUUUUUUUAAAGGCUGGUUAUGAAGGAACAUUAGAGCUUAGCAAGUUAGCGGUAAUAAAUUCAUUAAACUUUGAAGUAAAAGUUGGUUUAAAGAAUGAGUUUUCUUUAAAUGGUAAACUGACGUUGCAAUUGAAACCAAAUCCUUUAGUAUUUGAAGUUUCAAUAAAGUUGGAUAUAAGUGGUGGUUUGAAAUUAGAAGGAACUAUGAAUGGCAUAUGGCACAAUCCAUUUAACUUACCAAAUUUUGCUUUUGGAAAUGUAGGGAUUAGUUUAACACUACAAGUUCCACUAUUUGCUUUUCGAGGUUUUGAGCUCUCUGGUGAAGUUCGUCUUGGUAUUCCAGGUAAAGAGAUAAUUGCUAAGGCUGCUGGUGGAACAGAUAUGGCAACAGAUAAUUACUUAUAUGCAGAUAUCAAUAAACUUUCCAUAAGUGGUUGUUCAGAAGCAUUUGGCUAUAAUCUAAAACUCCCACAAGUGAUCUUAGAUUCAGGUUUUCCAGAUGGGGUUACUAUUGGAUUUUCCUCUAAGCCAAAAGGCAAGGAAAUUAAACAACUUGGUACAAAAAUUGAAAAUGGUUUCCAACUACAGGGUAUGCUGAAUGUUCUGGGUUUUAAAGCAAAAAGUAAAGUUGUCAUUAAUCCAAAAAAGCUUCUAGUUGACUGCGAGUUAUCUCGUAUUGACAUUUUAAAUGGUGCUCUUGUUUUGGCAAGAAAUUUAAAAGAUCAAGAAAAUGGUCCGAAGGUCUUUAUAGAGUUAUCUCCUACUUCAGCAAAGUUUUUUAUACAAGGUGCUAUUUCAAUUUUGGGGAUUUCUUCAGCAGUUACAAUUGAUAUUGGAGAUAAUGGCAUACACUUUAGCAUUUCUGGAAAUUUGUUUGACAUUGUCGAAGCAAAUUUGACAGUUAAAGCCCCAUAUGGAAAAAAUAUGAAAUUAAGUGAUGCUGGAUUUCAGGUUGCAGCAUGUUUAUCAGCUGACUUAAAUGAAGCAACCAAUGAAGCUAACACUGUUGUACAAGAUGCUGUUGAGCAAACAAAAGAUAUUGUAUCAGUUACUCAAACAAGUGUUAAUGAACGUGCCACAUGGUAUAACAAAAUUGUUUCAACAAUGGAAUCUUUAAAAAAAACAAUGGAAAAACUUCUUGAGAAGAUGACUAUUACUGCUACUAAGAUAAAAAAGUAUGAACAAAAAAUUGAGACUGAUUGUACAGAAAAAUGUAAUAAUGUUGGAAAGUUUUAUGCAAACAAAAAAUGCUUAGCUAAGUGUGUGAUGGCUAAAAAGUAUGCAUCUAUUAAAAUAGUAGCAAAGAAAGCAAAGCAAGAGAUACGUGAAGUUAGAUACAAGUUGGUUAUGAGUAUUUUAAAUGCAGCAGAAGCUCUAGUUAAAAAAUCAAAGACAAUCAUAGAUAAAACAGAAGCUAUCAGUAAUAGUGUUUCUAGUUAUGCUCAAGCUGGAUUAAAAGCUGUUAAAGAUGCUUCUGAAUACCUUAAGAAAAAUAUUAUCCAAAUUCAUCAUGCUUGCUUCGACACAUCUCUUGAGUUGGCAUCAAAGGCUUGUUUUGCUGUCAAAUUGAAUGUAACUGUUAUGGGAAACCAAAACAAAGUUUUUGAAGCAGAAACAUGCUUUGAAAUGGGUUUCAUGAAAUCCAUUGGUAAAGCAAUCACAGAUAAAAUUUAUCCUGGAAUACGAGCAAUUGGUGAAAAAAUUAAAGAGACAAAAGCAAAAUUAUUUCAAGUAGAUGAAGAUGAAAAAGAAUUAAAUAAAGAAACACUUGAAAACGAAAAAGAAGUUAAAAAGUUAGAAGAAGAAGUCGCUACUGAUAAUGAUGAUGACAAUAAUGAUGAUGAUGAUGAUGAUGACACUGAUGUUGAUGUUAAUGAUGACAGUGUUGAUAAUGGUGGCAGUUUUACUAAGAAGAUGAUCAAAAAGAAUAAUAUAUAUCACAAUAUUACCAUGGAAGAAAUAAAACAUCAGAUUUACAGUGAAUUUCAUUCUGUUUCACUAACUGAUAGAGAUGUUCUUGAAGCUUUGGAUAUAAAUCCUGACUAUACCCUCCAGAAUAAUUUUGCUGAAGAAGAAUCAUUUGGAAUGAACGAAUUGACACAACAAUUAGUAAAUGAGAAAAAUAAAUGCAAGCUUGCACAAGGAUUAGUCAGAAGUUAUGGCAAGAUAUCAGAUCGCUUGAAUAAAAUGCUUGCAUUUUUAGAAAAUCAAAAGAGUAUGCAUAAAAAGCAAUGCUUUGAAUCUAAUCAUAUGUUUAAUAACUUGGAGAAAGCAGCAAUUGAAAAAUGUAAACGUGCUAAAUGUAAUGAGAAACAACGUCAAGAGUUCGUUUUCUUGGCUCAUAGUCUUACUCAUGCUCAUAUGAUGCGAAUUAAAAAGUUAGACGAAGACUUUGAACUUAUUGGAAAGAGACUCAUCAAGAGAGAAAGAGACAUGAUGUCUAAAAAAAUUAGUAGAAACGGUCUGACUGUUAAAAAAUUUUUGUCUAAACUUAAAUAUUCCACAGAAACUGCAUCUUUACUUCCAAGCAAAACAAAAGCAUACAGGUCAAACUUAAAUGCAUCUUUUAAGGUUGUUCAAGAUCUUUUACAAGGUGAUCAGCCGUACAAAGAUGCUGUCCAAAGUUUUCAAUCAAUGAAAAGUAAUUUAGCGUUUUUAAGACAAAACAUACCAUGUGCUGCUUGAAGAUACAAUAAAAAUCGUAAUUGUAUAUAGUUUUGAGGUUAUUUGCAAAACAUGUUUAUACUUGGUUUAUAUAUUCUUUGGUCAGAAAGCUAAAAUUAAAAAUAUAUAAGAAUGUAUUUUAAUCAAUUAAAGAAAAUAUAUUUCAAUAAAAAUUAA
This is a messenger RNA of Hydra vulgaris (swiftwater hydra), 5388 nucleotides long. RefSeq lists its product as uncharacterized. The record is from RefSeq and is a predicted model, not a curated record. NCBI's taxonomy places the organism in Eukaryota, Metazoa, Cnidaria, Hydrozoa, Anthoathecata, Hydridae.